GAAGAAAGAAGGCUUCUCCGAGCUGUUUUAGCCAACAAAUGCAUCCUAGAGAUAAAAGUAAACACUUGUUCGAAAUUACUGUCAUACAUUUUAAAAUAAUUUUAACAUCAUCAUAAUGCUACCACUGCAGUGAACGCAUUAAGCAAGUCCAAAGGGAAAUAACCGUCCGUAUUUAUCUAGCUGGAGUGCUGAAGCAAGGGAGGUGUGAAUGACUGACGUGGUGCCCCCCUCUGCGCUUAGCGAAAUCAAGCUCCGCCUUCUUUGCCAAGAUGACAUAGAUAGUGUUAAAGUGCUUUGUAGUGAUUGGUUCCCCAUUGAGUACCCAGACUCAUGGUAUCACGAUAUCACCUCCAACAAAAAAUUCUUCUCCCUCGCUGCCACAUUCAGAGGUAGCAUAGUGGGAAUGAUAGUGGCUGAAAUAAAGGGCAGAACAAAAGUACACAAGGAGGAUGGAGACAUUCUGGCCUCCAGUUUUCCUGUUGACACUCAGGUUGCGUACAUCCUGAGCUUAGGGGUGGAGAAGGAAUUCCGAAAACAUGGAAUAGGGUCACUUCUGCUGGACAGUCUGAAGGAGCACAUAUCCACCACGGCGCAGGACCACUGCAAGGCCAUCUACCUGCAUGUGCUCACCACCAACAACACUGCCAUUCACUUCUAUGAGAACAGAGACUUUAAGCAGCACCACUACUUGCCCUACUAUUAUUCCAUACGGGGUGUCCUGAAGGACGGCUUCACUUACGUGCUCUAUAUCAACGGCGGACAUCCACCGUGGACGAUCUUUGACUAUAUUCAGCAUAUAGGCUCUGCUCUGGCUAGCUUGAGUCCAUGCUCCAUCCCUCAGAGAAUAUACCGCCAAGCACAGAGUCUUCUUCGCAGCUUCCUGCCCUGGUCUGGCAUCUCCUCCAAGAGUGGCAUUGAGUACAGCAGGACCAUGUGAAGGCUGUGCUGUGUUCCCUUAGAUGCUGGAAUCCAUUGCUUCACUGGAGGCUGUCUUAACACCCAAGGGCAUCCACCGAAUCUGAAAUGAUGUGAAACAGACCUUUUGGUUUGGCCUCAUGCAGUCUUACAAGAUGUAUUAUAGCUGUAUAAUAUAUAUUUAUAUAUAAUCUAAUAUUGUCAGUAGUUAGUUGGCUAUUCCUUAACGUGGACUCAUAGUCUACUUCAUGCCUGUAAUUUGCUGCUAGUAGAAAACCAGUCUUUGGUUCACCCAGAUUUUUUUUUUAAUAUAUAUAUAUAUACAUAUACAUAAACAUAUAUAUGGAAAGAGAUUUUUAUGUGUGCCACACCAGAUUAUAGAGUUUUAAGACCAAGAUGGUAUAGUCAUUACCCUAAGGAAAACCACCUUCAUACUGAGUCACUUUUGUGCACGUGUCAAGAUGGUUUCACUCAGUGUUCAGUAGUUUUAUCUGUAGCCUGACCUCUUGAUACAGUUGAGUUUGUAUAUAUUCUUAUGUUUAAAAAUAACUUAAUCUGAUUUGUAGAUAGUCAAAUUGGGAUCCGAGAUAGAAAUUCAUAUGGCCCAUACAGGAAUAAUGAUUGUAGUGGUAUUUCUGAAGUAAGGCUCAGUGUAGGGUUUCGAGUCUCAGUAAAUACUAUGCCUUACCCAAGCCCUAUGAUCUACUUCAACAUGCUAACUGUUUCAUUCUAAUAUUCAAAAUCAUGUUUACUACAGUUAGAUUAUCAUAUCUAGAGAGAGAGAGAACGAAAGAAUGAAAGAAGAGUUAGAAUUUAUAUUAGUUAUUUAAAAAUGGAAGACUGAGGAGUGUUAUGAAAUGAUGGAUGUUAUUUGAGUUGAGAUAUUAAAGCAAGGCCAUACACUAAAUAAAAUGUGCUACUCUUUUAGAAUUUAUAAAUAAGAUUUUAUUUUGUUUUGUUUUGUUCAAGGUCAGUUGAAAUGUAUGUCUGGGACAUCUGACCACACACCUUGUGCACUUCGAAGUGUGUUAUGUAAAUACAUGUGCUUUGUCCAUUUGUCAGCUACUUUAUAAUUUAUAUGUGAUUUCUAUUUAUGAACGCACCUGUGUGAGUUUGUUCUUUUGAAUUUGUAACCAGUGGUCAUGUCCGGGAGUCUUUUUAUAUUAUUAUUUUAGCAUAUGGGAAUAAUUGCAGUUAAAACAUACCGUCCUUUUGUUAUUUACGGUAAUUGUAAAUUCAAAUUGAGAUGAUGAUGAUAACAGCAGUUGUAGGCCUAGGUUCUUGUUACUGGUGGAAAAUGGCGCCCUCCUCAGUUUUCUUCAUAUAUCAAACCCUCUCAGUCUGAAAAUGGCACACUUCUCAUAACAUCUUGUUUUGCUAUGUUUUGGGAGAUUAUCAUAAUUGGCCUGUCCAAUAUUAUUCCCCAAUUGAAAAAAUAGCCUACAACUACUACGGUACAAACACUUUCAAAUUUAUAUAGAAGUAACCAAGCAAUAGAGCCUGCAUUUGAUAGCUCCCAUCCACAUGUCCAUCACCUUUCCUUUGAGCUUAUGCAUUUUUAUGAAAUGUUUCAUCAACCCAUGGGUUGCAAAUGAGAAAAU
This is a messenger RNA of Sardina pilchardus (European sardine), 2516 nucleotides long. RefSeq names its product N-acetyltransferase 15 (GCN5-related, putative) (gene naa60). NCBI's taxonomy places the organism in Eukaryota, Metazoa, Chordata, Actinopteri, Clupeiformes, Clupeidae. The record is from RefSeq and is a predicted model, not a curated record. The transcript has 7 exons. Bases 209 to 937 code for a protein of 242 amino acids. Gene Ontology annotation, molecular function: protein-N-terminal amino-acid acetyltransferase activity; histone acetyltransferase activity. Gene Ontology annotation, biological process: N-terminal peptidyl-methionine acetylation. Gene Ontology annotation, cellular component: Golgi membrane.